Messenger RNA from Vicia villosa (hairy vetch), 1257 nucleotides. Its product is annotated as F-box/kelch-repeat protein At3g23880-like. Lineage: Eukaryota; Viridiplantae; Streptophyta; Magnoliopsida; Fabales; Fabaceae. The record is from RefSeq and is a predicted model, not a curated record. Gene Ontology annotation, molecular function: protein binding. The transcript has a single exon. Bases 1 to 1257 code for a protein of 418 amino acids.
AUGACGCAGACUCCGACACCAGUGUUCUUCCCCAACGAUCUCGUCACCGAGAUCAUUCCUUUUCUUCCUGUAAAAUCUCUUCUUCGAUUCAAGUGUGUUAGUAAUUUUUGGAACACUCUCAUUAGCGAUCCUACUUUUGCUAACUUACACCUCAAGAAAUCAAAAACAUCAUCAAAUCCGCAAUUUACACUAAUCACUAAUCACGUCAAGCCUAGUGUGGACAGUGAUUGGAGUAUCAUUCCGUAUCCUAUAAGUCAUUUAGUCAAUAAUCCGUCGGCUACAUUUGUCGCUGAUUCUCAUUAUCUUUUAAAUUUAAAGGAUAAAGAAUGGUCUAUGGCUGGUUCCUGUAAUGGAUUGAUCUGUCUUGUUGAUUAUAGUUCCACUAAUAAAGGUUUUAAAUAUCAAAAAUAUCAAGACUAUAGGUUGCGGUUAUGGAACCCAGCCACUCGAAAAAUAUCUCAAAAAUUUGGUUAUUUUUGUGAUGUACGAGGUUUUGUCUUCAAUUUUGGUUGGGAUGAUUCCACGUCCACGUUUAAAGUGGUUGCGUCAUGCUUUAGUUAUAUUAAGCAUACAAGAGAAGUGAAAGUUUUCACUAUCGGUAAUAAUGUUUGGAGAAAUAUUGAAAUUUUCCCUACUGUACCUCUUGGUUUGGAUUGGCGCGGACAACGUAUAGAUAAGGGAUAUGAAUAUGGUUGUGUGCUUUUAAAUAACACUUUUAAUUGGUUGGCUUUUCACAAGCGCGCAAGGUUCAAUGCCAAGUUCAACUGGAGUCAAAAUGUAAAGCGCAUAACUGUUGAGGACCUUGUUAUUGUUUCGCUAGAUCUGAGGACGGAGACAUACAAUCAGUAUCGGCUGCCUUGGGGUUUUGAUAAGCUGCCGCCCGAAGAGCCAAAUAUUGGUUUGUUGGAAGAAUGUCUUUGUUUGUGUUAUUCUUAUAAGGAAACUGAUAUUGCUAUAUGGCAGAUGAAAAAAUUUGGGGUUGAAGAGUCUUGGAUUCAAUUUCUUAAAAUUAAUUAUCACAUUCUUGGAUUAGACUAUGAUAUUUCGUUCUUGCCAUUGUUUCUUUCUAAGGAUGGUGAUACAUUGGGAUUGUGCAGUUCUCAAAAUGAGGUAGCAAUUCUUUAUAAUUUGAGAGAUAAUAGUAUGCGGCGAAUAGAAGUUAAAGUGCACAAAACUAUUAUAGAUAGUAAAACUCACAAUUCGUUAUACUUGAGUCUGGCUCAAGGUUAUGUUGAAAGCUUAAUUUCAGUUUGUUGA